AUGGACACCUCUGAAGUCCUGAGACUCCUGACGCAUAUUGCUGCUCUAACAGUGGAACACUAUUUGCAAGAGUCACGCCAGAAGGAACUCUCUCUGCAGAAACACCCUGUAUAUCUGAGACAUUGUAUUGAACCUACUUGCAGUACAAAGUCCAAUUCAAUUACAGCUGUCCAAAUGACCGGCCCCACUAAACGCCCUCGUAAUGGUGAUGGGGACGACGAAGGCCACCGAAACGACACCUGUGUAGACCCGGUCCUAAACAAACGGAGAAAGGUGCGGGUGCAAACCCGAGGCACUGGUACACAGAGGCAUAGUUGCGAUGAGAGGCGUAGUGGGAGUGGAGUUCAGAGUACAGAGCAAGUCGAGAAAGGGGACAAGUUGAGUGGUAGGACAGACCAGAAGGCACACGAUGGGGCGGACCAGGACACCGCGGAGAAAGGGACUGAUGAGGCGGGGACUGUACAGACCCAGGGCAAGAAGUAUCUGUCCAAGUUUGAGAGGAAAAAGGCGAAGAAGCAAGCCCAGGCCCUUCAGAAAAAGGCCCAGGCUGCAACAGUCCAGGGACAGACGGGUGCAAUUGUGGACAAUGAGAAAGGUACCGGCGGUGCAGCAUCCGCCGGUGGUGCUGGGGUGACUACAGCAGUUGAGGGGGCGGAUGGGAGAGUGACGAUGAAACCGGCGCCGAGGACAAAAGCACCCAAAAAAGGGGCCACGUGCAAGGAAACCCAGAAAACAGGGCAGGCGAGCACCCCACACACCCUAAACACUCCACCGCCAAUGUCAGCCGCGGCGCAGCGGGUACUGGACUCGUUGAUGAAUGGGGCAGAAAGUUCGGUACAAACCAGUCCAGGGAGUACCAAUGUGGCGAGGGCUAACGUAAAGGGGACACUCUCGGACCGACUCAAUCCAGGCCACAAGUAUUACGAUGCACACCUCAAGACACAGUGGAAGACCUUCAGCAAGAGGGAUAGGGCGCGCAUAGUGGCUGUGGACAAGGCCCAGAUAGCCGCACACACACAGCACACCACAGACAUACACCACCCCUUCCCGGCCAACUCAGACGAUCACUGUGAGUCACCGCCGGAGGCUUACCUACACAUAGAGGGAGUGCUUGGCCUGGUUGCGGAGGUCAAGGGGUGCACCCGCGCGCAGUUGCGCAUAUACGACCCGUACUACUGUGCCGGGGCCAUGGCACAGCACUUGGGCGAGCUUGGGUUCACCAAUGUGUACAACAAGUGCGAGGACUUCUACAGGGUUAUAGCCCAGGGGACGGUCCCUGAGCACGAUGUAGUGGUGACCAACCCACCGUACAGUGGCGACCACGUGGACAGACUGUUGCAGUGGGUGUCUGGCAAUGGCAAGCCGUUCUUGCUGCUCAUGCCCAACUACUUUUGCGCCAAACCGUACUAUGCACCUGCGCUCGGCGGAGAGGACCGGGUCGGUGCAGAAAUGUCCUAUCUGUGCCCCCGUAAGCGGUAUAACUACUGGACCCCGAAGGGCAUGCGUGAGGCGGAUAAGGUUCAGAAACAGCACACAGGUGCUGGGGGGUACCGAACAUCCCCUUUCAUCAGUUUCUGGUAUGUUAACCUGUUGCCUGUGAUCUCACGGACGGAUUUGUUCGCGUGGGACAGACGGCAGCGACGGGUUGACCCGACCGCACACGACACUACAACGGCAACGGCAGCCAGCGCUAGCAAGGGCAGCCAUGGCAAGGGUGCCACUGUGAAGAACAGGACACCCACACCAUCUAAUAUUACGACUGAGAGUGCGGGGGAUGGAGAGUCUGUAGUCAAUGGGAAGGGGUCUGUAGCGGCCACGUGGACGUCUGUGAGCACGUGCUCAUAUGCGGUGGUGUUGUGCACUGGAGAUACUCUGCCGCCAGCGGUGCAGCCACGCGGGUCGAACUGAAAGGGUAGUACACAACUCAAAACAGAUGGGCAAAGGGAUGUUAUGGCCCAUGGACCUACCACAGUGUAAAUUAAACCACACGAAAGUCUAAAGGGAUGUUAUGGCCCAUGGAC
This is a messenger RNA of Sphaeroforma arctica JP610, 2021 nucleotides long. RefSeq lists its product as hypothetical. NCBI's taxonomy places the organism in Eukaryota, Ichthyosporea, Ichthyophonida. The transcript is spliced from 2 exons. Gene Ontology annotation, biological process: methylation. Bases 1 to 1908 code for a protein of 635 amino acids. Gene Ontology annotation, molecular function: methyltransferase activity; nucleic acid binding. The record is from RefSeq and is a predicted model, not a curated record.